AAACUGUGCACUAAUUAAAGUCCUAAAGACAUGGCAUCAUCACUAAUUGCUUGGCUGGUCUAAAUAAAAACACAAAUUACAACCCUCACUUUAAAUAAUUCUCUACGUACUCUCUAUGCAUGGCAUGCAUGCAUGAGAUUUAUUACAUCUUUCGUUCACGUUUAAUUAUUUAUUUACACCCAUCUCUAAAAAAUAAAAAGUAAAAAAAUUAAAGUAAAAACAAACUAAAGAAGGCAAAAAUUGAGAGUGAUGGCACUUUCUUCUGAUAAAUUGGUUGCAUCUGUGUUCCUCUUUCUUGUGCUGCUUUCUGCUCCUGAGAUGGGUGGAAUAAAGAUGGGAGAAGGGAAGAAAUGCUUCGGCAAGUUUGGAGGAUGUUGGGCGGAGGCUGCUUGUGCUGCCGCCUGCCAAACCCAGGGAUACGCCGCCGGAAAAUGCUCCACCGUCCUCCGCCAUUGCUGCUGCCACUGAUCCGGCCACUUAUCAACACCUACCUACCAUGCAUGCGUCAAAGCCACCUCUCUUCCCAAUUUUAAUUUAUUCAUCAGUUCUUAAUUAAAUGUAGACAUUCCAUCCAAUUGGCAUAAAUAAGUAAUUCUGUU
This is a messenger RNA of Cuscuta campestris, 599 nucleotides long. NCBI's taxonomy places the organism in Eukaryota, Viridiplantae, Streptophyta, Magnoliopsida, Solanales, Convolvulaceae. The record is from the annotation of a GenBank genome assembly.